CCAAAUUACAGCCGUAUAACUGCUGUAGCCAGUAACCAUAACACAACGUAAAUACUGUGUUUAACUCUCAGGGGAAGUAAAACAAGGGACUCUGUAUGUUCUCUGAUUUAACAGACCUCUCUCUGCAUGGUGAUGAAAAAAAAAAGAGGGAGGGGAGGAAAAGAUUUUGAUCACAUGGCCACGAAGUCAUUUUGAAAGUAUGCUGACGGGGUAUUGAAAUAUAAAAAGUCCUUUACAGUGAGCAUCGUUUUUAGAGCUUUGAGUCAAUCAGCAGCGUCGGGCUGGUGGAUACAAAACAGAAGACGAGCGGGUGACGAAAGCAAAAAAUGUCUACUGAAAGCCUGAACUCGACCGAGAGUUCACCUCUAUUUUCUGACAGUUCCACGAUCAUGAACACCACCACCACCACCACCAUCACAGGCAUCUCUAAUUCAACAUUCUUUAUGACCGAAGAUGAAAUUGCAGCCAAUGACCUAACCUCCAGAGCUAACUAUGUCUACAGUUUCUUGGCUGUGUUGGGCUUCAUCGCCAGCUUCUUCCUGCUCUACAGCUUCAUCCACACCUACAGAGCCCAAAGAAGCCCAGCCUGGCUCGACUGCCUGCUCUGGGCCUUUUGUGGCUUCCAGCUGCUGCUCAUGCUCCUCUCUCUCCACGCGGUGGCCUACAGACCUAAGUACCUCUGGACCACAGGUUUGGGCUGUGCUGCUCUCUCCUUCACGAUCAACACAGCGUCUCUGUGCGGCCUGUUGGUCUUAGUGCUCAUGGCUUAUGUGCUGACUCUGGAUCCACCAUCCCACACCCUGCUGAGGAAGCCUGGGGUCUGUGGGACUCUGGUGAUCCUGACUUCUGUUCUGAUUUCUCUGCUGCUGGCUGGGCUUCGUGGACCCAGAGAUGGUCUACAGAAAACGAGCGAGUGUUUUAUGGAUCUAGUCAGUGAUGGUGCUUCGUAUGCAGCUGCUAGGUUGUGUCUGGCUGUUUUGAUUCCCUACGUCCUCCAAGCGGGACUUCUAAUAGGUGGCUGCGUCCGGCAGUGGAAAUCUAAAGGACGUUUCCUCUCUGGCUCCGAGGAGGGUCCUGUGUUCCUGACAGUCACCAUGGUUGUGUUCUUCUGCCAGCUCUUCUACAGUGUGGCACUAGUGAGAGGAGCACAGCCAGAGAGGAAGGGGCAUCGAGAGCGAGCAUUCAUCAGUGUGGCAGAGUUUGUACUGUUCUCGGGGAGCAGCGCCAGCCUGCUGCUGGUGCUGUUCAUGCACAGGCCGUGUCGAGAGAGUCUCCACGGAGUGUUUAGGCAGCUGAGGGACUGCUGUCGAAGCCGAGGGCGCACGCAGCCCAACAGAAACAUCAUAGCUCCCCACAUUGAGAUCACAGACACCCUGCAGGACAUAGAGUCAUAAAGGACAAACGCUCUCUCAUCUAUGCGAACAGGACUCUAUUGAUUCAUCAAAUUAAAGACUUUUGACAUCUGAUGUAUUAGACGUAUUCUUAUUAACUUUAAUGCUUUUGCUAUUUCUUUUUCACUUAUGAGUGACAAUGUUACUGUUUUUACAUACAUGCAAUUCCCUUUUUAGUGUCUCUAGUGACUGAAAGUUUGCUUAACUAUUUUUCAUUUAAUUUUUGGGUAAAAAUUGCUCUACAUUGUGCAACAUGUUACUGUUACUAUAAUAACAAUGUUAUUAUUAAUAAUAAUGUUCAUAUAGUUUUUAUAAAUAAACCAUGAACAAGACAAUUUAAAAAAGGACUUCCUGACAGUAGAAAGUGCAAUUUUAUACAUCUUGAACCUGCUCUUUGCCCGCCCCGCUUUUCUUGGAAAACUGAUUUGCAUUAACAUGUUUUACACAAAAGCCUGUUUGGAAAAAAUGCCUGAAAAAAACUCUGCCAUUCCCAGAAUGCCACACAGGAAACAAGUCAGAUUCUAAGUUUAGGCCAACAGUGUCAAUAUUCUUAUGUCAUUAUAUUUAAAGCCGUUCAAGAACCAAUACAAGCCAGACAAGUCAACUCAUUUCAAGAAACUGAUGGGCACCAGUUCCAGGAAUAACCAACCUGCAUGGAUCACAUAUUGCAUCGGUGCCAACAGAAAGUGGCACAAAACCAGGGACCAGCAGGAAAAUGUAUACAGGAGCCGGGUUGUCAUGUGAAAUGUGCAAAAUCAUAGUGGCAAUGCUUUAAGUCACAGAUAUAUGUCACAGAAUAAUUCAAUGCAAAGCAUUACAGAACAUGCUAAAUCAUCUAUAGUCUCAAACAGGUGCCUACAAACCAAAACCAAAAAGCGAAAGUGCAGCUAAAUAAACAAGUAAGACUCCCCACCUGUCCUCUAUCUUGUUUUGUGUAAAUAUACUGUUCACUCUGUCUUUGCUAAAAGGCCGCGGACUCCCAUAUUUAUAUAUUUUAACAUUCUACAAUCAAAGCCAGCUUCGACAAGUUGACUCAGUGUCCCAGUUUGACAAUAAUUAUACAUGGAAUAGAUAAUUUCAUGUAAAAAUAUACAGAUGAUGAUCAAUAUGACUACUAAGCAUGUUGCUAAUAAAGUGAA
Molecule: messenger RNA, 2530 nt
Organism: Morone saxatilis (striped sea-bass)
Lineage: Eukaryota; Metazoa; Chordata; Actinopteri; Moronidae
Exons: 2
Coding region: 327-1394 (355 amino acids)
Source: RefSeq, a predicted model, not a curated record